Messenger RNA from Drosophila pseudoobscura, 4070 nucleotides. RefSeq lists its product as uncharacterized. The record is from RefSeq and is a predicted model, not a curated record. Gene Ontology annotation, biological process: activation of GTPase activity; regulation of autophagosome maturation. NCBI's taxonomy places the organism in Eukaryota, Metazoa, Arthropoda, Insecta, Diptera, Drosophilidae. The coding region runs from base 142 to 3600 and encodes 1152 amino acids. Gene Ontology annotation, cellular component: autophagosome. The transcript has 3 exons. Gene Ontology annotation, molecular function: GTPase activator activity.
GAAAACAUCAGUGAACAUCGGUACAUCACUAACAACAGCUCUACUUGCGACCUCUUGAUUCGCUCCAAAGCAAUCAAAUACAAACAAAAGAAAAAAUAUGAAAAUAAUGGAAACAAGUUAGUCGCAAAGUGCAACAACAAGAUGGCAGGCAUUUGCCCCAGAGAGGCUGUGAGAGUUAAAGUGAAGAAAUGCGAGUCGACCACCAAACCAGAGUGGCGAAAGUUUUCGGUAGACCCCCAGAUUACAACUUUGGAGGUUCUGUACUCUUUGCUCGCCAAGGCGUUUGACGUCAAGUCGGACUUCUCCAUUAAAUACAAAGCCUUUGAUCCGGCUGGCAAUGAAAUUUACUUGGCCGUCCGCUCUGAUUGGGACCUCGAUGCGGCGUUUCUUCGAAUUCACAACAUUUCCAUACAGACAGCCUCAGAGCCCUGUUUGAUGCUGCAGAUCGAUGUGAAACCGUUCACAUUGGUAAGGGAGUGCGAGACGGAGUCACCCGCAACCACCAGCCGAUCAAGCAGCAUUACCUCAUCGACACUCUCUGCCUCCCCAAGUGGGGGGAGUGCUAGUGGUGGCGGUCAUGCAUCUGCCCGGGAGCUGGUGUCGCCGCUGCAGUCGUUGGGAGUCUCGCAGAAAUAUGUUCAACACAUGCAGACGAAACUGCCGGGUCUCAUCAUGAAUCACAUGGAAAAGACUUUUUCGAUCGUUCAGAAGGCAUUCAAUUUGUCCGAGGAACACAUGGCCAAUCUUCCGCCUCGUCCUCCCAUGUGCGACAGCGAAUUUCGCCUGUUCCUAGAUGCUCUAGGCCAGAUCCAGCGCAAGGAUGAGUUGCACAAGGUGAUCUUCCUGGGCGGGAUCGAUCCUAGCCUUCGCCGCGUUGUGUGGAAGCACCUGCUUAAUGUCUAUCCAGGCGGGACACACGGACUGGCCUUGGAUGGGCAUCAGCGUAUGGAGUUUAUGCGGCGCAAGUCGGAGCAGUACUGCAGGCUUAGGGACACAUGGAAGGCGGCCAUUAAACGGGGCAGUGUGGCCGGAGAACUCGCCUACGUAACCAGCAUGGUGAAAAAGGAUGUCCUGCGCACGGACCGACUGCAUCCGUUCUACGCCGGCAGCGACGACAAUCAGAACAUUGCAUCGCUUUUCAACAUCCUCACCACCUACGCCCUGAACCAUCCCUCGGUGAGCUAUUGUCAGGGAAUGUCGGAUAUAGCCUCGCCCCUUCUGGUCACCAUGAACGAUGAAGCCCAGGCCUACAUAUGCUUCUGUGCCAUUAUGUCUCGAGUCCGCGGUAACUUCAUGCUAGACGGCAUCGCGAUGACGCAGAAGUUCGCACACCUCACAGAGGCACUAAGCUUCUACGAUCCCGAGUUCUGGGAGUACCUCAAGUCGCAGCAGGCAGACGAUUUACUCUUCUGUUACCGUUGGCUGCUGCUCGAGCUGAAGCGGGAGUUCCCAUUCGAGGAUGCGCUGCGCAUGCUGGAGGUACAGUGGAGCUCGCUCCGUUAUGGCAGCAAUCCCAGUAGCGAAAAGGAGCUUCAGUUGUUUGAGAAGGAAUUCUUGGCCAUUGCGGAUGCCUCAGUGCCCAGCAGUGCCAGCACGUUCUCCAGCUCCUACAGCGCGACGCCGACCAGUCCUUCUUAUCUAUUAAACAAACCGCGAGAGAAUCCUUACACAAAGGUCUGUGCACUACGCCGUCAGAGCUCGUCCGCAUCUCUCAGCUCGUUAAGCUCUUCCCUCGGGGCCAGCGGCCAUGCUCUGGACAGCACAAAGCGGUUGAAUCACAGUCUGGACGACAAUAUGUCUCGUCAUGCGGGGGCAGCUGCUCGUCGUCAGCGACGAACUUCUGCCAAAGUGCACCAGAGCCUAGACGAGUCAAAAAUGUUGGCGCUGAUUGAGGGGGCCACGGAAAGCACAAUCGUUCAGUCUGUGCAAAAACUAACUGCCGGCGAGGAUUCCGAGGAGGAUGAUGAUGUAUUUGAUAGGAAGGACUCCCCGCGUUUUCUUGAAACGAAUCCUUUUAAAGAUGAUGCCCAAAAGGCCCCAGGCGCGGAAAGCCCAAAAUCAGCCUCUCCAGGACGGGCCUUCCUGUGCAGUUCAUCCUCAUCUUGCAACUUGGACGAGGCACCGCAGGGCCCCGUGGGACAAAAGCCACAGCAAAAUAACAUUUUAUCCGUAAGCAAUAUAAUUGCAAAGCAAUUGGCAUCGAAUGCCAGUCACGUCAGCGAGAGUGUAAAGCGCGUCAGUAGCGGCAGCCACUUCAAGGACCUCAAGGAGAAGCUUGCAUCGACGAGCCGCAUUGGUAUUCCGUUCAAUGAAGAUGGCGAGACUGCCAUCUCCGGUAAUGGCGAAAGCCAGAUGCCGCCCAAGCUUGUCAAGAACUUCAACGAAUUUCUCAAUUUCGCAACAAUUAAUAAGAACCGCAUCUCAGAUCGAAUUGCCAAUCAGCAGUUUUUGGGCGAAAAGCGGUCUCCCCCAGACUCUACUUCGCUCUCCAAGCCGCUGGUUCAGUUGACCAAAGCCGGACUGGGAGGGUCCCUCGAUGAGUCCGACUCUUCUUCGCUGCCAGAUACUAGUUGGAGCGCCUCAACAGCGGCAACGGCCAUACAACAGGCGCAAGACUUGAGCAGCUACAAUCUGCAGCUGGAGUUGGAGAACAUCUCGCCAGGACUCCGCACUCCGGACCUGCAACAGAGGGAACCGGGAGACCGGGUGCCAGAGGUGAGAAAUACCAGCGACUGCACGCCCGACCAGGAGCCAGACCAGGAUCAAGAAUAUUAUCCCAUGACAAACGCAAUAACACGUGAGCUGCGUCUGGAGGCGGAAAACUUGGAUCGCCAAGUGUUCGGCCUCCCCUUCACGGAGAGCACAAAACGGCCGAUGGAUUCAGACGGAAUAGAGUACGAAGAGCUGGACAAGGACACGCUGGACAUGGUAGAUGAUCUUAAGGAGAACGAGAUCAUAACGUGUCCCGACGUCAGCGAACUGCACAUGCGACGUCGCCAGCGACUAGCGGCCACCAAGAGCAACAGCGUCCAGCUGAACGAGUCCCGCACUUUCAAUCCGUUCAUCGACGAAAGCCAGCUGCUGCUGGACGGGCAUAGUCCGCUGGGAAUGCGCAACAGCAGUAGCCUGCCAGAGGUGAUCCUGCCCAUCUCAACAGAGCCGAAUUUGGUGGAAGUAUCCCCGCUUGUGGAGAUUGCCACCAAUGCCGAUGACGAGAGCGCGUACACACAUUCGCCACAACGAACGGGCAAUCUGAAUGGAAUCGCCGGAACACUUGGCACCACGUCGACGGCACUACCUCCGCCGUCAGAAUUCGGCGGUGGCAAUGCCUUCCUGAUGUUCCUUUGCCUUACCCUGCUGCUGCAGCACCGCAACACCAUCAUGAAAGCGGGAAUGGACUACAACGAGAUUGCGAUGCACUUUGACAAGAUGGUGCGCAAGCACGACGUUACACGCGUUCUCAACCAAGCCAGGCGAAUGUAUGUCGAGUAUUUGAAGGCCCAGAGCUGUUUGCAGCAUCAGCAGACGACCAGUGCGACACCGUCUCCGGGCAACCCCGUGUCGACGGGCAGGCAGUCGGCCACGACCUUGCCUGCGUAGGUUUAGGCAGCAGUGGAACUUGACCGAAACUCCCAUUGAUUCUGACUGGAACUGAUCGAACUUAACGGCAGAUCAGUGUGGAGUACUGAAGUUGAACCAACUGAAGCGAUAAGCCACUCUUUUUGCAUAUUAGUUCUCGAUUUUAUUUAUAGAUUGCCUUAGUUUACUAGUGUUCCGAUGCAUUCCAUGCUCUUGUAGAGACUUGACUACCACCACACUGCUUACUAUGAGAUAUUUGAUGAGAUACAAUUGACGACGCCUGGAAGAGUCGGAGCCCAAUUACUGUUUUUCCUUUCCUCUAUAUAUUCAAACGUUAGUCGUCAAUGUCUUUAUACUUACUCAGCUAAUGAAAAGUCGUUUUGUAAAUUAACUGAUACCAAAUAAUAAUAUACGAUUGAUUAUGCAUAUGUAAAGCUACCGAAAAUCAAAUACUAAACAGUCGCUAAAUAAAUGAAUUCGAAAGAAAGAAA